Momordica charantia (bitter melon) is the source of this 719-nucleotide messenger RNA. RefSeq lists its product as uncharacterized. The record is from RefSeq and is a predicted model, not a curated record. Lineage: Eukaryota; Viridiplantae; Streptophyta; Magnoliopsida; Cucurbitales; Cucurbitaceae.
GGUCCGUGGAAGUUGCCUUGUUUGCGUCCACUUCUUCUCUUCAACGUGCUUUUCCUCCAUUUACUUUCUUUCACGCUGCAACUUCUCCCUCCUCAACCAUCCAGAUGAAGAAAUCGGCUUUUAUUGCCGCCUCCGUCGCCGGCGCCUCCGCCGCCGUCUCUGCUUCUCCUUCUUCUUCCACGUUCGUCUGUAAUCCCAAAGUUCAAUUUCCUCGCCAGGAGGGAAAGGUCGAAGAGAACUCGUCGUCUUCCGCAGAUAAAUUUGCUCCCAAAUUUGACGGAUUGAGAUUCAUCGAAACUCUGGUGACGGCUCACAGAUGAGCUUCGACGGCGACGGCGACGGAACCCACCGCCGCAACUUUGUACGUCGCUUUUUAAUUCGCCAGCACGCAAGCACAUUGAACAAUUACUUUAUAAUAAUUUUCCAUUAUUUAAUCCAAUAGUUGAAAAACGUGUUUUUGGUUUCGAGGGGAUUUCUCUCUCUUUUCUAUUUUGCUUUGGUCAUUUAGGCGAAUCAUUCACAGCUCAAAACAUAGAUUUGAAAAGUAAGAAUUGCUUGUAAAUUGCACUAAAAAAAAACUACGUCUUUUAGCCUUUUAGGGGAAAAGAAACAGACAGACGUGUGCAUGUUUUAUUUUAUCACGCAUCCGAGUUUUCUUUAUGAAUAAAAUAAUAAAAGUAUUUUCUGAUGAGUUCCUUUGCCAAAGGGAGGGGAAAAAA